Molecule: messenger RNA, 1440 nt
Organism: Eupeodes corollae
Lineage: Eukaryota; Metazoa; Arthropoda; Insecta; Diptera; Syrphidae
Exons: 1
Coding region: 1-1440 (479 amino acids)
Biological process (GO): DNA integration
Molecular function (GO): nucleic acid binding
Source: RefSeq, a predicted model, not a curated record
AUGCGAUUCUUUAAAAUAUCUAAUAACAAAACAGAAAGAACAUUUGAAGAAUUGCCAACGGCAAAAGAAAGAAACUUGGCGUUUCUAAGAAUAGUUGAAAUCGUCCAAAGUUAUGAAUUCCCAGAAGAAAUUGAAAAACUUCGUAGGAAAAUAACUCUUCAAAAUAGUUUUCAAAAACUUAAUCCGUUUAUUCAUGAUUUUCAAGAUAACGAAUUUUCAUUUUCGCUGAUUCGUGUAGGUGGCCGUCUUUUUAACGCCCCAAUUGAAUACGAUAAAAAAUUCCCGCUUUUGUUAACCAAAAAUUCACCAUUUGUAAGAACGUACUUAACGUAUUUGCAUCGAAAAAAUUACCAUGCUGGACCUCAAGCUAUGGUAGCAUUGCUUCGUGAAAAGAUUUGGCUAAUAAAUGCAAAAGAUGCUUGUCAAAAGGUUGUGCGACAAUGUAUAAAUUGUUUUAAGUACAAACCAAAAUUACUCACACAAAUAAUGGGUAAUCUACCGGCGGAUCGAUUGCGAGCGCAACGACCGUUCUUAGUAUGUGGCGUAGAUUUCUGUGGUCCGGUACACACCACCCUUAAAAUUCGUGGCCGGUCACCCAAUAAAACUUAUAUUUGCGUCUUUGUUUGUUUCGCCUCCAAAGCUGUACACAUUGAAUUAGCUUCUAAUUUGUCGUCUGAAUGUUUUAUUCUCGUCCUUAAAAGGUUUAUCUGUCGCCGAGGACUUCCGAAGACGAUCUACUGCGACAACGGGACGAACUUUGUCGGAGCUCAGACGAUCUUGAGGGAAAUUCAAGAGGAGAUAGAGCGAGGAGCAAAAGCUGUUCGACGGUACGCAGCAGAGGAAGGCUUCAACUUCGCCUUGAUACCGCCCAGGGCACCGCGUUUCGGAGGUCUAUGGGAAGCGGCGGUGAAAGCGGCGAAAACGCUGUUACAGCGUACCGUGGGCAACGCACUUCUCACAACAGAAGAGCUGCUCACCGUAGUCAUCGAGGUCGAGGCAAUCCUCAAUUCAAGGCCAAUCGCACCGCUAAGCGCAGACCCCAACGACGGAGAAGCCCUCACCCCAGCGCAUCUACUAAUCGGCAGCAGCUUACGAUCGCUGCCCCCAGAACCAGUUCCGGAACGGCAAACGGGCUGCUUGAAAAGAUGGCAGCUUCUAUGCUGGCUCAAGCAGCAGUUCUGGCUGAAGUGGUCCAAGGAGUAUCUGCUUGGCCUACAAGCGCGAUCCAAGUGGGUACAGGAGCAGCCCAAUCUCGUCGUCGGCAAACUAGUUCUUAUCCACGAGGACAACUCGCCUCCUCAGCGGUGGAAAACAGGACGAGUUAUAGGGGUCGUCGAAGGGCAGGACGGCAAGGUCAGGGUCGCCGACGUCAAAACAUCAAGUGGUGUACUCAGACGCCCAAUCGUCAAACUGGCCCCACUUCCCGAUGAAGAAUAUUGA